AUGCUACACGGAGGCGUCAAGCCCAAGCCGAGUCCGCUCGACCCCGAGUACUGGCGUGGCAUUACGCACUCGGUGGAGGCGCAUCCGCAGGCCACACUCGUGCACUCGCCGCUGCCGGUGCAAGGGUACCGGCCACCGGUCGCGUCGCCCAUGCACCCGGUGAUGAUUAGUCCAAUCCCGUCGCAGGCGCGACAGGCGAGCCACGGCUUUGACAUGCACCAAAUGGACUACGCAUACGCCGACGCUUCGUCGUUGCGAACGCAGCUCCGGCACGCGUUCAUGGCGCUCUCGUCGGACGUCCGCCAGGUGCUGCAGGCGUACGACGUGCACCGCAGCGGCGGUCUACCGACCGACAUGUUUCAGGACGCACUCGCCCAAGUAGGCAUCUACCUCUCGCCGCUGCUGCUCGCAGAGAUCCACCGGCGCUUUUACGCGCCGCCCGUCGACGCGAUCGACUACCACGCCCUCGCCACGUACUUGGCGCUGGACCGUUCCGAAGUCGAUCGAAUAUUGCAAGACAUUGGCCGGCGAAUCGCUGCGCAAGGCUCGAUCGACAGCAUGCGCCACAUGCUCCAGCAGUACGACCACCACAGCACAGGCUGCGUCCCUCGGCACAUUUUUUUGGAUUUUUGCCACCGGUAUGGAUCGGCGCCCGAUGUCGAGCUGCACUGGCUCGCGCAGUUCUUUGCCCACCCGUACGACACGCAGCUCGUCUCGUAUGCGCGGAUGCUUGAACUCUUUCCCGGGAACCACAAGCCAUCGCAGCAGCAAUACGCCCCGCCUCGCCCGAUGAGUGCGCCAGUGCCCGUCUCGCCCAUGACGUCCCAUCUGUCGCAUCACGCAUACCCCGUGCACCCGACGCCGCAGGGCUACCCGCCGCCGUCGCACCACACGGGGUUCACAACCAUGGUCAACCACGCAGUGCCCGCCGCCAAGAUGGUGCUGCAGAAGAACGGGUGGAUCUGCCGCGUCUGCGCCCACCAGCAAGUCGAAGACUGGGUCACGCACUGCGAGAUCUGCGACACGUCCAAGCCGCACGGCGGCGCGCGCGGUAUCUUUGUCAAGUGCCCCCACUGCAAGUUUGACAACAACUUUGAUGCGGUCACGUGCGAGCUGUGCCACCACGGUCUGCAGGCCAAGCCCAAGAAAGCUCGCAAGAAAAAGUACUACUCGAGCAGCUCGUCCUCGUCGUCGUCGUCGUCGUCGUCGUCGUCGUCGUCGUCGUCGUCGUCGGGCGGUGAUUCGCGACGGCGGCGGCGGCGCAAGGGCAAGCAGCACCGCCGCCAGCGCCAUGAAGACGACUCGGUCCGCUUUACAAAAGGCGAAGUCAUCCAGGCCAUGCCACUCCACAAGCACGAGUACGUUCUCGGCACGAUCGUCAAGGUGCACAAAGAGGAUCGCACGUAUGAUGUCAAGUUUGACACGGGGAAGCUCGAGCGCUACGUGCCCGAGGACUCGAUUCGCGAACGCCCUGAGCCCAUCUUCACGUCCGAGUCGGAUGCUGGGCCGGCGUACAAGCCGGGGCAGCGCGUGCGGGCCAACUACAAGGAGCAAGGCGACUGGGUCGGCGCCGUGAUCGCCAAGGUGCACUCGGAUGGAUCCUGUGACGUUGAGUAUGAGACGGGCAAGAUGGAAAACCGGGUCAAGCCCAGCGCGAUUCGGCCGCCCAGUCCCAAGAAGAAGCCGCAAGUCGUCACCGACUCGUCCGAGAGCGACGUCAAGGUCGUUUACGAGAAAGGCCAGCGCGUCGAAGCCAAGUACAGUGGCAAGACCUGGAAGGGCGGAGUCGUGACGCGGCGUCGGGUCAACGGGACGUACGAUAUUGACUACGACGAAGGGGAGAAGGAGACGGGCAAGCCGACGGAAGAGUUGACGACAACGACCGAGGAUGACAAGCCCAAGCGCGGCAAGUUUAAGCAAGGCGACAAGAUUGAAGCGCGGUUCAAGGGCAAGGACAAGUUCUACCCUGGUGUCAUUGCCCGCGCACGGCUCAAUGGUACCUACGACAUCGACUAUGACGACGGCGAGAAGGAGACGAUGGUGAAAGCCGACCUUGACCCGUCGACGACUGAAGAUGACAAGCCCAAGCGCGGCAAGUUCAAGCAAGGUGACAAGAUUGAGGCACAGUACAAGGGCAAGGACAAGCUCGCCAAAGAAGAAAAAGGCGGAAGACUCCCACAGAAGACGAUAACCAAAAAGUUCAAAGAAGGCGACAAGAUUGAGGCGCAGUACAAGGGCAAGUCCAAGUACUACCCCGGUGUCAUUUCCCGGGCUCGCCUCAACGGGACGUACGACAUUGAUUACGACGACGGCGAGAAGGAGACGGGUGUCGCUGCCGAGCUCAUUCGUCUCAAGGGCGGGACAUCACCGAAGAAGAAAUCGAACGACACCACCGACGACGACAAGCCAAGGAAGUACAAGGAAGGCGACAAGGUCGAGGCGCAGUACAAGGGCAAGUCCAAGUACUACCCUGGCGUCAUUGCUCGUGCGAGGCUGAACGGCACCUACGACAUCGACUACGACGACGGCGAGAAGGAGACUGGUGUUGCUGCUGACUUGAUCAAGCCGAAAGGGGGCUCAUCGCCAAAGAAGAAGCCGUCGAACGACUCGGACGAUGACCGCAAGCCAAAAAAGUUCAAAGAAGGCGACAAGAUUGAGGCCCAGUACAAGGGCAAGUCCAAGUACUACCCCGGUGUCAUUUCCCGGGCUCGCCUCAACGGGACGUACGACAUUGAUUACGACGACGGCGAGAAGGAAACGGGUGAGCGCAUCGAGGCGCAGUACCAAGGCAAGACCAAGUAUUAUCCCGGUGUCAUUGCGCGCGUUCGCGCCAACGGCACCUACGACGUCGACUACGACGACGGUGAAAAGGAAAAAGAAGUCGCACCAAAGUUCAUUCGGUCGCGGGCGUCAAGCCCCGGGAAAAAGAAGGCGUCGAGCUCGGACGACGAGCGCAAGCCGGCCAAGAAGUUGAAGGAAGGCGACAAGGUCGAAGCGCAGUACAAGGGCAAGUCCAAGUUCUACCCUGGCGUCAUUACCCGCGCUCGCCUCAACGGCACGUUCGAUAUCGACUACGACGACGGCGAGAAGGAAACCGGGGUUGCUGCCGACUUGAUCAAGCUCAAGGAAGGCGGUGCUUCGCCGUCCACGUACCGCGUUGGCGCCAAAGUCGAAGCGCAGUACAAGGGCAAGAAGGAGUUCUUCAAGGGUACUAUCACAAAAGACCAUGGGGAUGGACGCUAUGACAUUGAGUACGACGACGGCGACAAAGAACUCAAAGUAUCCAGCGGACUCAUGCGGCCACUCAAGACGACGCCGGCAGCGCCAAGCGCAUCGCGCGGUCUCUCCAACUUUCAGCGCCUCGCUUCGACGUCGACCAAGAAGAAGAGCGGGAAUAGCUCCGACUAG
Saprolegnia parasitica CBS 223.65 is the source of this 3408-nucleotide messenger RNA. RefSeq lists its product as hypothetical. Bases 1 to 3408 code for a protein of 1135 amino acids. The record is from RefSeq and is a predicted model, not a curated record. NCBI's taxonomy places the organism in Eukaryota, Oomycota, Saprolegniomycetes, Saprolegniales, Saprolegniaceae. The transcript has 8 exons.